Pezoporus occidentalis (night parrot) is the source of this 2892-nucleotide messenger RNA. RefSeq names its product MFSD2 lysolipid transporter B, sphingolipid (gene MFSD2B). Gene Ontology annotation, biological process: carbohydrate transport. Lineage: Eukaryota; Metazoa; Chordata; Aves; Psittaciformes; Psittacidae. Gene Ontology annotation, cellular component: plasma membrane. The transcript is spliced from 14 exons. Gene Ontology annotation, molecular function: sphingolipid intramembrane carrier activity; symporter activity. Bases 160 to 1956 code for a protein of 598 amino acids. The record is from RefSeq and is a predicted model, not a curated record.
AAGCCUAGAUUCCCCUGUAUGAACAUGGUAAUCUGGUUUUAGGGGCUGAAUUAAGGAAGAGAACCAUUGAAAAUCAAAGCAGUGAGCAUACAAAUGUCUGUUGAUGAUAGGGGUUGAGGACAUACGGAUUUAUUAGUGGAAUAACUGUGAAGUGAAUCCAUGAAUUUGGAGUUAACCACAGACUUUAACCUUAUAACUUCUGUAGCUUUUAACUUGUGUACCUUUUUUUUUUUUUAUUAUGGCAUGUACCUUACGUUUUUUCUGCUUCAUCUUGGACAGGAUUACAGGCUGUCAAUUUGCAGCAAAUUAUGCUAUGCAAUAGGAGGUGCCCCAAACCAAGUGGCAGGGAGUGCUACUGCUUUCUUCCUCCAGAUCUACUUGCUAGACAUAGCCCAUAUAACUCCAUUUCAUGCCUCUUUGGUGCUGUUCAUUGGCAAAGCCUCAGGUGCAGUUACUGAUCCUGUUGCUGGCUUUUUUAUUAGCAAAAGUAGAUGGACAAAAAUUGGACGGCUUAUGCCUUGCUACAGAAACUUGUCUGUGGGCACCUUAUAUCUGACAAAGAAUAGAAGGCAAGUACAUGCUGGAGGAAGGCUGAGAGAUAACUGCUCCUGGCUCCAGCAGGAACAGGGCCUUCAAGUCAAAGAUAAGCUUUUUGUCAAGAGCCCCAUGGGAAAAGAGGAGCUUGCUGCUGUUUCUCUUUUCAUGAUUUGGUUUGUGGCCAGGAUGCUGGCAUGUACACCCUUCACAGUAGUGUCCUACUUUUUUAUGUGGUACCUGCCUCCUUUUGUAUCAGGAAGAGUUGCAUGGUACUUGACUUUCUACUGCCUUUUCCAGGCACUGACCACAUUAUUCCAGGUACCGUACUCUGCCCUCACCAUGUUUCUCAGCACAGACCAGAAGGAGAGAGAUUCUGCAACAGCGUACCGAAUGACCAUGGAAGUGCUUGGGACCUUGAUUGGAGCUGGACUUCAAGGGCAGAUUGUGGCCAGUGCUCAUGUCUCUCAUCACUGCACUGUGAAUCCCCCAGUAAACACAACUGACUCCUGGUAUGACACUUCCAGCUUUCCAGACACUUCAGAUCCCUUGUCUCAUCAAGCAAAAGUUUAUAUGAUUGCAGCAGGGGUCAUAGGAUGUGUGUAUCUUCUUGGAAUUAUCAUCCUUUUUCUUGGAGUAAAAGAAAAAGAUGAUCCUUAUGCCUUAAGUUCAGACAGAGCAAUACCUUUUUGUAAGGGGCUUGGACUCACCAUGAAGCACGGUCCAUAUGUGAAGCUUACAGCUUCAUUUCUUCUCAUCUCAACAGCAGUUCAGUUGGAGCAGAGCAACUUUGUCCUAUUCUGCACUCAUGCUGCUGAUCUUCGCAGUCACUUCCAGUAUUUGGUAGUGACCAUCUUGAUAUCAGCAGCUGUGAGCAUUCCUUUCUGGCAGAAGAUUCUGCAGCGAUUUGGCAAGAAGUGUGCAUCAUUUGGGAUUGCGUGGAUGACUCCUUUUGCAGUCAUGCUAGUCACCAUUCCAAACCUCAUCCUGGCUUACUUCGUGGCCUUUGUCUCUGGUCUGAGCAUCGCAGCAUCUCUUCUGUUGCCAUGGUCAAUGCUGCCUGAUGUUGUUGAUAACUUUCGCCUGCAGAAUCCUCAUGGAAAAGGACAUGAAACUAUUUUCUAUUCUUCUUAUGUUUUCUUUACCAAGAUGUCAGCAGGAAUUGGCUUAGGAAUUUCUGCAGCAGGACUGGAGUUUACUGGAUACAAGCCAGGGAUAUGCAGACAACCCAGUGAUGUGAUCCUUACGCUGAAAAUCCUCAUUGGAGCAGUCCCUGCUAUCCUCAUCUUUGUAGGUUUAUUUAUACUUCUUUUCUACCCGAUCACUGAAGAAAGCCGAAGAGAAACAAAGCUUGCACUUGAGGUGUUAAGGAGAAGCCAUCAAAGCACAGACACCCUGGACAAAGAGGAUACCUCAGUCUGAAAGCUCUGAAUACGAUGACUUUCCAAAUACAGUCUCACAUCUCAUGCACAAACUCUGUGAGUCUCCCAGGUCAUUUCUCUGCUCACAUUUUAUCAAACAGGAUAAAGGCUGAUUCUGACACAGUCAGAAAAGAAAUCAAGAGAGAACACCACCGUGCAAAAGAGAUAUCUAACUGCACUGUGCUAAAAAAGACAUUACAAAUGUUCAGGAAUGUGAGCUGUUGAAAGCUUGGGGGUUUUUGUCUAUCAGUGAUUAAUGGAAAGCUGUGAUCUCACUGCAACUGGAAAUUCUAUGGACUUGUAGGUCAGGGGAAAAGGAUGUAAAUAUUACGCACCACCCAAAUUUUAACUCAUGAUAUAUUUCACCCUUAGGGGCUGGGAUGGAUUUUGAACAUAAUUUCUACCUAUAAAUUGCACACUAGUGUAUUUGGAAAGCACUUUGGAAUACUAGAUUAUACUAUAAAGUUAGGAUUUAUUUUCUUUUGAAAUGGAGCAAAUCACUGAUGCAGACGUGUUUUGAGGAUUUUCUCACAAAGAGUUUUUCUGCAAGAGAUUUUGAUGUAAGUUAUAAGUUAUACAUAUAAGUUUAUAACAUAUAAAUUUAUAGUUUUAUAAGAAACAGACCCUUAUAUUUCCCAUUACUGGAGUUCUUUGCUUCUGAAACCUGUAAACUGAUCUUUGUCAGAGAAUGAGUACUGAACAUUUUCAAAUCAGUAUCUUCACUCAGGAUACCCACAAUCAGUAGUAUCUUCCAAAAAUUCCAGGAAUAAAGGCUAUUCAAUUUUCUGGCCUUUAAGUAAUCAUGAUAGUCACCCAUUUCUCACAUCAUGUAGGCUUUCUGAGUCAUGAAACACCAUGACAUGGCUGUUAAUCUCAUCUUGCACACAGUGUUUUAUAGUGAUGAGGCUUAACCUGGCUUUUAAAUGGUGAUUUUUUU